GGCUGGUUUGCUGACCUGGAACUGAGCAGAGCAACAGACAACAUGAUUCCAAGGAGGGUCCAGAGGCUGGCGGCAGACUGAGGCCUUAGGGGCGGCUUGGCUUAGCUGAGGCUUGAAGACCUCCAGAUGUGGGUUUGGAGGCAGACGGCUGGCUGAGGGCUGAGGCUUGAACUGAGCAGGCCGAAGGGUGAGCUGAGCAGGCUGAAGGGGGGAGGCAGGAGGGUUCAGAGGCUGACGGCUGGCUGAGGGCUGAGGCUUGAACUGAGCAGGCCGAAGGGUGAGCUGAGCAGGCCGAAGGGGGGAGCCAGGAGGGUUCAGAGGCAGAUGGCAGGCUGAGGACUGAGGCUUGAGCAGCUGCAUUGGAGCCCGGCUGCAUAGGACGAGGAGCAGAGGCGCUGAGCUGAUCCAACAUGAGCAGACCGGGUCAGGAUGAGAAAAGAUUCGACCCAAGAGACACUACGCUGAAAUUCGUUAACAGACCAGGUGAUCUGGAUCCGAUGCCCCCGGAGGAAGGAGAUCAGGGUCUCCAAGCUGAGAUGUCCUGUGGUCAUGCUGUUACUCCUCAAUCUCUGACUGGGUGGUGUCGCAGCCUGCUGGAUCAGGGCCAGUACAAAUUUAAGUGUCCGGCUUUGAAAGAUGGCACCCUGCAGCAGUGUGGUGCUCUGUGGUCUUAUCAGGAGGUUCGCCGCCUGGCAGUCCUGACAGCUGCAGAAAUGCAGCACUUUGAAGAGAACAUGGCACGCCUGGCAGCUGCAGAAUACUGUGAUUUUAAAACGUGUCCAGGCUGUAAGACCUACGUUGAAAGAGCAGAACUGACCGACCUCUGUGUAGAAUGUUUAGUAUGUGCAGAAGAUAAUGAUGAUGGGUUCCAGUUCUGCUGGCAGUGCUUGAUGCCUUGGAAAGGUCCAGCUCCUCGCUCUGAUCGCUGUGAUAAUGAUGGUUGCAUCAACCGUGACCUGGAACUGCUCAGGACCUGCAAGGACACCAUCCUGCCUGAGGUGGAGGGGGUUGAUGCCUGUCCCUCCAUCCGGGCCUGUCCCACCUGUGGUCAGAGGGUUGAGCACGACAAGACAGGCUGCAAGAACAUCAUCUGUCCUCGCUGCCAGGUGGAGUUCUGCUUUGUGUGUCUGAAGCUCACUCCUGAGUGUCUGGAGACCAGUUCCCACUUCAUCCCCUGUAGUGAUGGUGUGGCUCCCAGACAGACAUCCAUACCUGUGUGGCGCAGAAACUAAAAAUACACAAACCUACUCACUGUAUUUUACAAACCUAAUCAGUAGGAUUAAACUAAAAUUGAAAAUCUUGACUCUCAGUUUUGUAUUGAAAUAUGUAAGUGACCUGAUUGGGUCCAUUUACAACAAAUAAAGUUCAUUUUA
Messenger RNA from Cyprinodon tularosa, 1373 nucleotides. Its product is annotated as probable E3 ubiquitin-protein ligase ARI5. The coding region runs from base 411 to 1232 and encodes 273 amino acids. The record is from RefSeq and is a predicted model, not a curated record. The transcript has 6 exons. Lineage: Eukaryota; Metazoa; Chordata; Actinopteri; Cyprinodontiformes; Cyprinodontidae.